AGCGACUUCUACUGCCUUGUUUUACAACAACAGUCGUCAAUGCUGAACAAGGAAGUACCAUAGACAGUAAAAGGGAAGUACACUAUGGAGAGAGAUAAUGGUGCAAUCGCUUUAAUUAAAGCUCUUGGGUAUAAGAGCAGAGAGUGCUUGAAGAAAUGCAAAUGUGACGAAUUGCCUUGCCCUUUGCUCACCUGGUUGGUCUCAGAACUAAGAGAAAGUUUUCCCGAUGCUCCAGCACGGAGAGUUGGUGGUGCAGUUCUGGUCGGUGAGUUGAGGGAGAUGCUGAAGGAGAUGUCCUGUCCUCAAAAUGCUCUUAUAUCAGAGCACCUUUGCCCACUUCUGUUGUUCAGAGUGACUGAGUAUUUGGUGUCAGAGUUGAUGGCAGCCCGUAUGCUGACGUACAGAGAGCGCCAUCCAGAAGAUGCAGAUCAGAAUUGUGAGACAAAUGGCAAAGAGCAAAGAAAACGGGAGAGUCUUACUAUGGGCAAUGAAGAUGAGCAUCAGGAAACCAGUCAAGUGGAAGAGGAUAAAACUAAAUGGCAAGAAGUAAAUAAGAGUCUGGCAGAGCUGUUCCAGACUCUUGGCUUGGAAACAGCUUCUCAGAUGAGUGAUGCCUGUACAGAGGUGGAGUCACGGCUGACAUCACUCCCAGAAGGUGAAUUGCCAGAAGCGUUACUGAAUACCAGUCUGAACUCUGAGCAAUGGAAAAAGAUUGAUGACAUCAACAGAGCUCUCUGUAAGGAUUAUGAGUGUCGGCGCCAAAUGAUUAUCAAGCGUUUUUAUGUCACGCUACAAUCCUUUGCUUGGGGAGAGAGGGGAAAGGAACGCAGUGCUGUGCUUUCUUCCAUGGCCCCCUUUUCACCUUCUCCCGAGUCGUUCGUCUCCAUUGCUAUGCUGUUGGCGACCAGAGAGGACGAGUCUCGCAUUAGGCCAGUUAAAGCAGGGCCUUCAACAGCUGUUCACAAGGUACUAAUGGGCAGUGUCCCAGACAGAGGGGGACGUCCAGGAGAGAUUGAGCCACCGAUGCCCAGCUUCACUGGCCGCAGUGAGGGAGGAGGUGGUGGUCAGUAUAGAAAGAGAAGGCGAGAAUAUUCAGGAAAGAAGAAGAAAAAUAAAGAAAAUUAGUGG
Messenger RNA from Rhinichthys klamathensis goyatoka, 1128 nucleotides. RefSeq lists its product as uncharacterized. NCBI's taxonomy places the organism in Eukaryota, Metazoa, Chordata, Actinopteri, Cypriniformes, Leuciscidae. The transcript has 8 exons. Gene Ontology annotation, cellular component: tRNA-splicing ligase complex. The record is from RefSeq and is a predicted model, not a curated record. The coding region runs from base 85 to 1125 and encodes 346 amino acids.